AAAAAACAAAGCAUUGGACGGCCAAUUCGCAAGGAACGAAGAAAUUUCCCCAAAAAGAAAAUCUCGUACUGUUCCGCUUGUUCUUCUUCUCCCCUUGCCCACCUCACCAACCAGGCACCCACCACCGCCUCCGCCCGGCCGCUCUCCCGCCAUGAAGCAGCUCCACAAGUCGUCCCCCACCCACGCACUGUCGCCGGCGCACGCGCCGGCGCCCAAGUUUGCCAAGCCCGCGCGCCCCGGCCCGCGCUCCUGGCUCGGGUACCUCCUCCGCGAGCAGCGCCUCCUCUUCGUCGUCCUCGGCGCGCUCAUAGCCUCCACAUUCUUCCUCCUACGCCCCUACCUCUCGCUCUCCCCCUCCUCCCAAUUCCCGGACCGCCGCCCGCUAUUCUCCUUCGCGGAUCACUCCCGCGUACCCACCGGCUUCCGCCCGCCGCCGCGCCGCGUCGUCGUGACUGGCGGGGCCGGGUUCGUGGGCAGCCACCUCGUGGACCGGCUGCUGGAGCAGGGGGACAGCGUGAUCGUGGUCGACAACUUCUUCACCGGGAGGAAGGAGAACGUCGCGCACCACCUCCGGAACCCCAGGUUUGAGCUGCUCCGCCACGACGUCGUCGAGCCCAUUCUCCUCGAGGUCGACCGGAUCUACCACCUCGCGUGCCCUGCGUCGCCCGUGCACUACAAGUACAAUCCGAUCAAGACGAUCAAGACAAAUGUCAUGGGAACCUUGAAUAUGUUGGGUCUGGCAAAGCGAAUUGGUGCAAGGUUCUUAUUGACCAGCACAAGUGAAGUUUAUGGUGAUCCACUUGAGCAUCCACAGAAGGAGUCUUACUGGGGGCAUGUUAAUCCUAUAGGUGUUAGGAGCUGUUAUGAUGAGGGGAAAAGAACAGCAGAGACUUUAUCCAUGGACUAUCACCGUGGUGGUGGUGUUGAGGUGCGAAUUGCUCGCAUUUUCAAUACAUAUGGUCCUCGUAUGUGCCUAGAUGAUGGUCGUGUGGUCAGCAAUUUUGUUGCACAGGCACUACGUAGGCAACCAAUGACAGUUUAUGGUGAUGGAAAACAAACUCGAAGUUUCCAAUAUGUUUCUGAUCUGGUUGCUGGAUUGAUGGCUCUCAUGGAGAGUGAUCAUAUCGGUCCUUUCAACUUGGGAAACCCAGGGGAGUUCACCAUGUUGGAGCUAGCACAGGUUGUGAAGGAAACAAUUGACCCGAUGGCAACAAUUGAAUUCAAAACAAAUACGGCUGAUGAUCCCCAUAUGAGAAAGCCAGAUAUCACCAAGGCCAAGGAACUGCUACAUUGGGAGCCAAAAGUCUCUCUCAGGGAAGGCCUUCCGUUAAUGGUGACAGACUUCCGUCAAAGGAUCUUGGAUGAGUAAUCAAAGCAAUGCUGUGGUAUUGACUAUCCAUUUGAUUCUGAAUGAUGCUGCAAAUAUAGUCGGAAGCACUUCACCAACUGAAUCCAUGCAGUACAAUAUACUGUAUACACGAUAGUUGAAUCACUUAGGCCCCAUUUGGACCAUGGGGAUUCCAUAGUAUUUCUACGGGAAUAAUACUGUUGCGUGUGAAAUAGCUGCAAAGUUCAUUUGGAGUUUUAUUAAUUUUAUUUUUAUCUUGGUGAGACAGAACAAAGUAGUUGAAUAUUUUUUGUGCAUGUGUGGAAUUCCUGAAUUGCUGUCAGCGAGAGAUAGGAUAUUUGCUGUAUUUCAGGAGCUUUCGUAACAUGACAUCAUGGAUACUUCAUUAUGUGAAAAAUGUAAUGGAAUGAGUUUUCCAGCUCAGUAUUGUUGCUGUUA
Molecule: messenger RNA, 1786 nt
Organism: Phragmites australis (common reed)
Lineage: Eukaryota; Viridiplantae; Streptophyta; Magnoliopsida; Poales; Poaceae
Product: UDP-glucuronic acid decarboxylase 1-like
Exons: 7
Coding region: 152-1369 (405 amino acids)
Biological process (GO): D-xylose metabolic process
Cellular component (GO): cytoplasm
Molecular function (GO): NAD+ binding; UDP-glucuronate decarboxylase activity
Source: RefSeq, a predicted model, not a curated record